Molecule: messenger RNA, 3816 nt
Organism: Grus americana (Whooping crane)
Lineage: Eukaryota; Metazoa; Chordata; Aves; Gruiformes; Gruidae
Gene: ZBTB17
Product: zinc finger and BTB domain containing 17
Exons: 16
Coding region: 1172-3718 (848 amino acids)
Biological process (GO): regulation of transcription by RNA polymerase II
Cellular component (GO): nucleus
Molecular function (GO): RNA polymerase II cis-regulatory region sequence-specific DNA binding; protein binding; DNA-binding transcription factor activity, RNA polymerase II-specific
Source: RefSeq, a predicted model, not a curated record
GCUCCGUGUGACACCCCCCCCAGGCCGCUGCCGGGCCCUGCGCUGAGGCCUAGGGUGGCUGUCGUGAGGGGAGCAGGGGGCUGCUGGUGCUCGCUGGGGUUCUCGCCACCCCACCCUCACCAGAACGUCUGUGUCCCCUGUGGGAGACGUGUCACCCCCCCCAUGGAGCUGUGGGGUGAUUUGGGACAAGGUCAGGAGCGAAGCCCUGUCCCCCCACAUGUGAGGCAGCCACCAUCCCCUCGGGACACAGCGAGACGUCUGCGGGGGACACAGCCCUGACAGCCAAUGCUGCGUGAGAUGAGUCCCCUGACACCGUACAAGCUGUCUACCUGUGCGUCAAGGACGUCGCCAGUAGAAGAGCAGAGAAAACUUCAAAGCAUUGUGCGGCACCUCAAGGAAAAAAGAGUUUUUCUCAUCUUCUGGCAUUUUUUUUGGCGUGAUGACAGCCCGUACCAGCUGUACAUGCCCUCUGCAGGCAUCGCUUCUCAAGCAUGGAUGAUGCGUUUCAUGGACAAGCCGUGUUUCCUUAAUUGUGUUUCUGCAUUGGAAGUUUCUGCCGAAAUUCCAGCGUUGCAAAGACAGGGUUGGGGUUUUUUUUGCACAAAGACGAAGGUUUUGUAGUUCGUCAUCCGAGUACUGCGGUUUUCGUGGCAGAGCUUGAGGUCUGGUGAUGUCUCAGCGGCCCCACUGGCUCCCUGCCUGCUGCGGCCCAGGGCUCCGGUUACCUGCAGGCAGCCCUGCCUGCACAGCCACGUCCCGCUGCGCCAGGAGCUGCACGAGUCUGUCCAUGGGCCCAAAACCUAAAUAUCCGAGGGGUCUGCGGGGUGUCUCUUUGGUGUGGGGGCUCAGAGUGUCUCUGCUCAUCUCUCUCCUUGUGUCUUUCUCCUUUUAGUUCCUUUUCACCAUGCUUUUUUCCUGCCUGUGAUUAUUUUUUUCCCCUUUACAGCUGAAUGCGAGCUUGCCUUCCGGUUUCGCUGCCAACCACGAACUCCAGAGCCCUUAUUUCAUAAUUUGUAUUAUUAGCACAUCUGUACCUUGAAUGCUCCGGUCAGUCAGCUCUUAACUUUAUUUUUUUAACUGAAAAUGUUGCAGAAUCAGUUACUGGAAAUGAGGACAGGCUCCUCUUCGCAGAGACUGAAAGGAUUAGGGCUGCUGACACACGAGAAGGGAGAUGACGGAUGGCUGUGUAGAGACUGACUUUAGCACCAGGAAGGGGGAAAGCUCUGGAGGAGAGCCACAACCGUCUCGCCCACAGCUUCAGUCCUCCGGAUAUCUCCGCUCCUCGCAGCGCAGGGCCAUGGAUUUCCCCCAGCACAGCAAGCAAGUCCUGGAACAGCUGAACCAGCAGCGGCAGCUGGGUUUGCUGUGCGACUGCACCUUCGUGGUGGACGGCAUCGACUUCAAGGCCCACAAAGCUGUGCUGGCAGCCUGCAGCGAGUAUUUCAGGAUGCUUUUCGUCGACCAGAAGGACGUGGUACACCUCGACAUCAGCAACGCAGCAGGCCUGGGCCAGGUUUUGGAGUUCAUGUACACGGCUAAGCUAAGCCUAAACCCUGACAACGUGGAAGAUGUGCUGGCUGUGGCGGGUUUCCUCCAGAUGCAGGAGAUUGUCAGUGCUUGCAACGCUCUCAAGUCCCUCGCCGCGCCAGCAGAAAGCCCCGCCGAGAGCCAGCGGCCCCCUGCCGAGAUCGGGGCCGACAAGGCAACUGUCGAGGACAAGAGAUCAACUGUGGAAGCGCUGGGUGAUCUUGAUAAAAUAAAACCGGUUCCUCCCGAUCCGGAGGGGAAGGAAGAGACACCUGUGGCUGUGGCAGCACAGCCCGAGGCGCAGACGGAGCAGCUGGGUGGCCGAGAAGGGACAGACGCUGCUGUCCAAGAGGGCCCCGAUGCCGAAUUCCCCAGCCACCCGCAGCCAGCGGAGAGCGUGGUCAGCAGCGGCAGCUCCACGGCAAAGGGUGACAUCUCUCUGGGUGCCGAAACAGGAGAGAUGGAGCUGGAAGGGAAGGAGGAGGAGGGGGAGAUGAUGGCGGAGGACGAAGAGGAGGCUAAAAUCCCCGAGGAAGAGCAACCCCGGUUAGAAAACGGAGAAAAUGCCGAAGAUAACGAAUCGGGGAGCACUGACUCCGGGCAGGAGAACUCGGGUGAAACCCGUCUGCUGCGUUCGGGUACUUACAGCGACAGGACCGAGUCAAAAGCCUACGGCUCCGUCACCCACAAGUGCGAGGACUGCGGGAAGGAGUUCACCCACACCGGUAACUUCAAGCGGCACAUCCGUAUCCACACCGGCGAGAAACCCUUCUCCUGCAGGGAGUGUAACAAAGCCUUCUCUGACCCAGCUGCGUGCAAAGCCCACGAGAAGACGCACAGCCCGUUGAAGCCCUACGGCUGCGAGGAGUGCGGGAAGAGCUACCGCCUCAUCAGCCUGCUGAACCUCCACAAGAAACGGCACACGGGGGAGGCCAAAUAUCGCUGCGACGACUGCGGCAAGCUCUUCACCACCUCCGGCAACCUCAAACGGCACCAGCUGGUCCACAGCGGGGAGAAACCGUACCAGUGUGACUACUGCGGGCGCUCCUUCUCCGAUCCCACCUCUAAAAUGCGGCACCUGGAGACCCACGACACCGACAAGGAGCACAAGUGUCCCCACUGCGACAAGAAAUUCAACCAGGUGGGGAACUUGAAGGCUCACUUGAAGAUUCACAUCGCUGACGGACCCCUGAAGUGUCGGGAGUGUGGCAAGCAGUUCACCACUUCAGGCAACCUGAAACGGCACCUCCGGAUCCACAGCGGGGAGAAACCCUACGUCUGCGUCCACUGCCAGCGCCAGUUUGCCGAUCCCGGAGCGCUCCAGCGCCACGUCCGCAUCCACACUGGAGAGAAGCCGUGCCAGUGUUUAAUCUGCGGAAAAGCCUUCACCCAAGCGAGCUCCCUCAUCGCCCACGUACGCCAGCACACGGGGGAGAAGCCCUACGUCUGCGAACGCUGCGGCAAAAGGUUCGUCCAGUCGAGCCAACUGGCCAACCACAUCCGCCACCACGAUAAUAUCCGACCCCACAAAUGCACCGUUUGCAACAAAGCCUUCGUCAACGUGGGCGAUCUCUCCAAACACAUCAUCAUCCACACCGGGGAGAAGCCCUUCUUGUGCGACAAAUGCGGCCGGGGUUUCAACCGGGUGGACAACCUGCGUUCUCACGUCAAGACGGUUCAUCAAGGCAAGGCGGGCAUUAAAAUCCUCGAGCCGGAGGAAGGCGACGAGGUCAACAUUGUCACGGUGGCUUCCGAUGACAUGGUGACGUUGGCCACCGAGGCGCUGGCCGCCACCGCUGUCACGCAGCUCACGGUGGUUCCUGUAGCGGCCGCGGUGACAGCGGAUGAGACCGAAGCACUUAAAGCCGAAAUCACCAAAGCAGUGAAACAAGUGCAAGAAGCAGACCCCAACACCCAGAUCCUCUACGCUUGCGAUUCCUGCGGGGAAAAAUUUCUGGAUGCCACCAGCCUGGCGCAGCACGUCCGCAUCCACACCGCCCAGGCCCUCGUCAUGUUCCAGGCCGACACGGACUUUUACCAGCAGUACGGAACAGCCACAGCUUGGCAAACGGAACAGGUCAUUCCUGCCGGAGAAUUGCUCUUCCGAACCCGUGACGGCCCCCCCGAAUCCUCCGCAGCCCCCCUGGUUCCUGCGCCUACAGCCGGGGAGGGUCAGCCGCCCCCCGAGUGACUCCCCCUCGCCUUUAUUUAAAAGACAGCUGCUUGGAAAUGGUGUAAAAAGUGUAUUUCUGGAAGGAGAGAGAUGGAAUAAAUUGCAAUAUUUUCUAA